CCUUUAUAAGCCGCAAAGCGUCACUCGGCACAUCACUCACUCACUCAUCUCUCCUCUGUGAUCAUCUCCACCAGUAUAGUCCACCAUGAAGAUCCUGGUCACUAUGGCUCUCGCUGGACUCCUCUCUCUGCUCUCUCUCUCUGGGAUCGAGGCCAUAGUGCAUCUGACCCAGGAGAAGAUCUUAAAUGUCAAUGUAGGACAGGAUAUAAAGAUUCUCUGCAGGAGGGAUACUACAACAAGCUGGGUCAUUUCAUGGUACCAGCAGAAAGUUGGAGAUACUCCAAAGUUCCUACUAGCUGAUGGCACCAGAGCCAGCGGCCUGUCCAGCAGGUUCUCCUAUACGGACAACGGCGCAGACGAGUACCUGAACAUCGCCCGAGUGGAAGCUGAAGACGAAGCCGUGUAUUACUGCGGCUGCAUCAUCUGUGACAACCAUGGCAGCAUCGGCGGAGGCACCGAGUUAAGAAUCGCUCGUCCGUCUUCUCCUCCGUCCCUGCUCCUGCUCGCUCCCUCGGUUUCUUCGCUCUCUGACGGUGAUGUCAGUGUGGUGUGUGUGGCUCGGGGUUUUUACCCUGACAGCGUUACCGUGUCCUGGUCUGAGAACAGCAGCAGCGUGACAGGGGACGAGGUGCAGACGACUCCGUCUGAGCGUCACGCCGACGGCACCUUCUCCCAGACCAGUCUUCUGAAGCUCACUAAGCAGCGCUGGAGCUCCGGGAGAACCUACACGUGCCGUCUGAGUCACCCAGCGCUUUCCACACCGCUGAGCCAGAGCACCAGCCUGGACCUGUGCGGCUAAACAAACGACCACACUGCUUUUUCAGCUGUUGCGUUUUUUUCUGUGUGUAACGCGUCUCUAGUCUUUAUUCUUUGUUGCUUCAAAUCUUUUACUAUAAAAAUAAAGCUACAAUGUUCAAUUAAAACCUUAUACUC
Messenger RNA from Tachysurus vachellii, 933 nucleotides. RefSeq names its product immunoglobulin kappa light chain-like. Lineage: Eukaryota; Metazoa; Chordata; Actinopteri; Siluriformes; Bagridae. The record is from RefSeq and is a predicted model, not a curated record. Bases 86 to 799 code for a protein of 237 amino acids. The transcript has 4 exons.